UGGAGAAGAACGGAGCUUUUUCUGCCUGUUAUAGAACAUUAUUGGUCAAGAAAGCCAUUUGUUUCAACAAAAAGUGGAUUUUAAUCGACGUUUGACUGUGAGAAUUGUCUGUUUUUUUGUGGAUUCUAAGCAAAGUGGAUCUCCGCUGGUGCGAAUUGGACAGAACAAUGAACGGGCAAGUACUCCUGUUUGUGUGUCUCUGCGCCCUCGACGCAGUGCUCGGCCAGGCGAGCUACUCCAUCCCAGAGGAAAUGACCAGAGGGUCUUUAGUGGGCAACAUAGCACAGGAUUUAGGUCUGGAAAUACGACGUCUGAUUGCUGGCAAAGCAAAGAUCUAUUCCAGGAACAAUGAAGAAUACGUCGAGCUGAGCCGUGAAAAGGGCGUCCUCGUCGUCAAAGAGAGGAUCGACAGAGAGGAGCUGUGCGCACACACCGCUCUCUGCGCGCUGCAAUUUAGGAUCAUUUUAGAAAACCCCAUCGACAACGUGAGCGUCCGCGUCCUGAUCCAGGACCAGAACGACAACGCCCCCCAGGUCCUGUACCCGGUCCAGACGGGCGGCUCGGUGCUGGCUGAAAUGGUGCCUCGUUCAGCAGAUGUGGGCUACCUGGUGACUAAAGUGGUGGCUGUUGAUGUGGACUCUGGACAGAACGCCUGGCUCUCCUAUAAAGUGCACAAAGCCACAGACAGGGCGCUGUUUGAAGUGGGCCUACACAAUGGAGAAAUAAGAACUGUCCGCCAAGUCACUGAUAAAGAUGCUGUCAAACAAAGACUGAGUGUUCUAGUGGAGGACAACGGGCAGCCCUCUCGUUCAGCUACAGUCAUUGUUAACGUGGCGGUGGCGGACAGCUUCCCUGAAGUGCUGUCAGAGUUCACUGACUUUAGCAUGCACGACAAGGAGUACAAUGACAAGCUGACUUUUUACUUAGUCUUGGCUUUGGCUGUAGUCUCCUUCCUCUUCAUCACCUGCUUGCUGCUCAUCAUAUCAGUCAAAGUGUACAGGUGGAGACAGUCUCGCGUCCUCUACCACUCCAACCUCCCUGUCAUUCCAUAUUAUCCACCACGUUACUCAGACACUUUGGGGACAGGGACUCUCCAACACGUGUACAAUUACGAGGUGUGCAGGACCACCGACUCCAGGAAAAGUGACUUUAAGUUGGACGGAGCUGGUAGUCACAACGUGCUGGUGAUGGACCCCAGUUCUACAGGAACCAUGCAGAAGAUACACAGUGAAAGGAACAUCUUGGAUGAACCCGACUCUCCUUUCGAGGUUAGUCACUUGCGUUUUGUUUCGAGUUCUGCAGUAAAUAUUUGUUCAGUAAUGCCUGGAAGUUUAUGA
Molecule: messenger RNA, 1337 nt
Organism: Entelurus aequoreus (snake pipefish)
Lineage: Eukaryota; Metazoa; Chordata; Actinopteri; Syngnathiformes; Syngnathidae
Product: protocadherin gamma-A12-like
Exons: 2
Coding region: 168-1337 (389 amino acids)
Biological process (GO): homophilic cell-cell adhesion
Cellular component (GO): plasma membrane
Molecular function (GO): calcium ion binding
Source: RefSeq, a predicted model, not a curated record